Molecule: messenger RNA, 627 nt
Organism: Schizosaccharomyces octosporus yFS286
Lineage: Eukaryota; Fungi; Ascomycota; Schizosaccharomycetes; Schizosaccharomycetales; Schizosaccharomycetaceae
Exons: 5
Coding region: 1-627 (208 amino acids)
Source: RefSeq, a predicted model, not a curated record
AUGAAGAAUAAAUACACUCCUGUUUCAGACUCUGACGAGUCUUUCAAAACACUCAUUGAUGAAAAGGCAGACACCCAUUCUUCAGAUGGUACGCCUCCUCCGUAUUCAGCUUCAAACAAAUUUAUCGAUUUAGAAAUGGCUGACGGUUCCGUUCAGAAUUCCGCCCAAGAAUCUGCUAAUAAUACUAGGUCGGACACUUCUGAAAAGAACAAGUUUCAAUUAACCCUUAUAGCCUAUCCUGGAUGGUUCACCCAAGCUGGGUGCAACAUGUGUGCCGCAGUAUUAUGUACGGCCUCUCUGAAUGUCCCUUGUUAUUCCGUGUAUUAUUUUGUAAAGAAAAUAAUAGGAUUUGAAAAGAUGAACGAUAUUGCUUUCUAUGGUGUCUGCUUUGUUAACGUUGCCGUCUUUGUUUUAUUUUGGAGUACGACGGAUACGCGACAACUUCGAAUAUUCAUUGCUGAUUUAGGAAACGGCAUGGGAAAUGCCAUGGGAAGCAUAGGAAACGACAUGCUAAACAGCAUAAGAAAUGCUGCGAAUUAUGUUCGACCGACAGAUCCAGAAAAUGAAGCACCUCGUAACGAGGAAAUCGAGCUUCAACCUUUUGCUGGGCAAAGCGCUGAAGUUUGA